Messenger RNA from Besnoitia besnoiti, 2433 nucleotides. RefSeq lists its product as uncharacterized. The transcript has 14 exons. NCBI's taxonomy places the organism in Eukaryota, Apicomplexa, Conoidasida, Eucoccidiorida, Sarcocystidae. Gene Ontology annotation, cellular component: nucleus. The record is from RefSeq and is a predicted model, not a curated record. Gene Ontology annotation, molecular function: transcription coregulator activity; RNA polymerase binding. Bases 1 to 2433 code for a protein of 810 amino acids.
AUGCGACCUCCCGCAGGCGCGUCGCAGGGCGCGUUGCCGCCGAGCGGGCGCGGCAGGAACAUGUUUGCCCGCGCGGAUAAUCGCCCGCACUGGAUGCGCGCGGCCGCGGAGGGCGCGUCCCCCUCUUUUGCCGGUGCAUGUCCCGACGCGGCUUCUGCGGCGCCACCUGCCGCAGGGUCACAGUCGCCCUCCCUUCCGCCGUCCCCCGCCUCUGCCUCUGUCUCUGCGUUCUCUGCGCCCAGCGGGGCGUCGCCACGCGUGUUUGGCAAGGUCGGCGCGCCUCUCGCCCUGCGCGAGGGCUUUCCGCGCCCGCCGCAGCCCUGGCCUGCUUCCGGGCCGCCUGCCUCCGGCUUCCCACGGGACGCAGGUUUCGCUGGCGGCCAGACAAGCCCCGUGCGCGGAAACCCGUUCUGCUCGCCCUUCCACGCGCCAGAGGGCGACCGCGGCGGGCCGGGCGGCGCGGCCUUCCCCUGGUCAGCAGCGGCGCCGCCGUUCGCCGCCGGCGGCGCCGCUGGUGGGGCGGCCUCCUCUGCGGCUGUACGUACACCGGAAGUGCUGGCCGCGCCCGGCAUCGGCAUGCAGCCUGGAGCCGCGGCGGACGCGGUGGGCGCCGGCGGAGGCAAGUCGCUGCAGGAGAUGCAGAAGAUGAUUGAAGAGCAGAUGCGCAUCCAGCAGAAGGAGAUUCUGCAGCAGAUCAUGCACCAGAUGCAGGCACAGCGAGACGCGCCACAGUCCGCAGCCGGCGGCCAGACUCAGCCCGCCUCGUCCGCCGACAAAGUUGGAAAGCCUGAGUGCUACGAGGCGAUCGGCUCGACUUUGUGGUACCGUGUCGAAACGACAACAGGGCUAAAGUAUUUUUACCAUAAGAAGACCAAGCAGGCGACGUGGACGUGCCCUCCGGAGAUCGCGGAUCUGGUGCACGCCAUCGACGCCCGCAUGGGGGGCGGCGGUGGCGCGGCGGCUUCCUCGGCUUCCUCUUCUUCUUCCACGUCCUCAUUUUGGUCCUGCGCGCCGUCGACGGAGUCGGCCUCCGCUGCGCCGGAGAGCAGUCAGAAGGCAAGCGCCGAGACGAACGGGAAGCGGAAGCGCGAAAGCGAGGAGGAGGAAGACUCCUCGUCGGAGUCGUCAGACUCGAGUGACGAAAAAGAGUCUGAGGAGAUGAAGCAGCUCAAGAUGCAGAUGGCGCGCUAUGAGGCCUUCAAACAAAUGCUGCGUGAGAAGAACCUCGGGCAGUUCGCCCACUACGAAAAGGCGCUCCCAAAGCUCCUCUUUGACCCGCGGUUCGCGGCCAUUCCGGCUGAGCAACGCAAGCGCCUCUUUGAUAAGUGUCUCAAGGAGGUCAUCGCGGAAACGCGCCAAGGCCAGAAGGAGCUGAUCGAUGCGUUCCGCGAGUUGAUGAACGAGCUCUACGAAAGCGGCCACAUCCACGCGUCGUCGACCGUCGAGACCCUCGAGAAGCGCUGCGGGCAAGAUCCGCGCUGGCUGCCCGCGGGCGUCUCCGCCUCGGACUGGGCGCAGAUUCGCAAGCGCCUCGUGGAGGAGACUGUCGAGAAGCGCCGACAGGAGAAGACUCUGCAGAAAAACAACAUCAAGAGAGAUUUCAAGAGACUCAUGCGAGAAAAGAUGGCGGAACGGCCGAGCGACGAGUGGGCUGCGCUGCGCAAGGAGCUGCGGUCGCAUCCGCAGUAUCUGCUGCUGGGGUCGGCGAGCGAGCGAGAGCGAAUCUUCCAGCAAGUCUGUGAGGAGUUGACCUUCCUGAACGAGGAGAAAAAACGCUCUGCGGACAACGCCGUGGAAGACGCGGAAACCAAGCGUGUGAACCUGAUGAAGACCGAGGCCGCCGCUGCCUUCAUGAACAUGUUGGUAGAGCGCGUGAAGAAUCCAUUUGCUCAGGGCGAAUUUGGCGGCAAAAGUAUCCCAGUCGACCUCGUCAAAGCGGACAGUCGCUUCAACACCGACGUCCUGAGCGAGUCUGAAAAACACACGCUCUACGUUUCCUUCGUCGAGGAAUUCACCACGGGCCGCGUGCGCCUGUUCAUGACGAAGCUGAACACGCUCCCCUACGAAAAACUGAAAGCCUCGUUCGAAGAGGUUCUCGAGGAGUUGCAGACGAAUAAGAGACUCUUCGAGGGCAUGCCGCAGGCGGAGCUUGUCGCGAACUUUGAACGAUGGAAGCGAGACAAGACAAACGAGCUGAAGGAGGCGUUCGUCUUGUGGCUGCGGCAAAAUCCGGAUAUCUGUCGCGGGUGCGACGAGCAAGGCGAGAAGUUCGCCAAGCUCAUCGAGAGACUCGAGACCGACAUUCGGUACAACCGACUGGACUACAUUCCGGAGGAGCGCGAGGAGCUCGUUCGCCAGCGUAUCCGGGAGGUCAACCUCGAGUUCGUUCGAAAGCCUCCCAUUGCAACCAAAGCGCAGCGCCUGCCGCAGUGA